This is a messenger RNA of Lagenorhynchus albirostris (white-beaked dolphin), 5150 nucleotides long. RefSeq names its product hephaestin like 1 (gene HEPHL1). Gene Ontology annotation, biological process: iron ion transport. Gene Ontology annotation, cellular component: plasma membrane. NCBI's taxonomy places the organism in Eukaryota, Metazoa, Chordata, Mammalia, Artiodactyla, Delphinidae. The transcript is spliced from 20 exons. The record is from RefSeq and is a predicted model, not a curated record. Gene Ontology annotation, molecular function: copper ion binding; ferroxidase activity.
AUGCCUCGGAAGCGGCCAGCUGGCUGCAUCCUUCUCCUUACAUUCCUGGGUCUGUCUGGGAUGGUUGGCGCAGUUACCAGAACAUACCACAUUGGGAUUGUGGAAGAAUACUGGAACUAUGUACCCCAAGGAAAGAACGCUAUUACUGGGAAAAGUUUCUCAGAAGACAAACUUGCAACCUUAUUUCUCAAAAGAAGACCCAACAGGAUAGGCGGUAUUUACAAAAAGGCUGUUUACAGACACUACACAGAUGAGACUUAUUCCACAGAGAUCCCCAAACCUCCCUGGCUUGGAUUCUUGGGCCCUAUCUUGAGAGCUGAAGUGGGUGAUGUGAUUGUCAUCCAUUUAAAGAACUUUGCUUCCCGACCCUACUCCUUGCAUCCACACGGCGUUUUCUACAACAAAGAUUCAGAAGGAGCCCUGUACCCAGAUGGAACAUAUGGAAGGAACAAGGAUGAUGACAAUGUUCCUCCUGGCAAAAACUAUACCUAUGUCUGGCCAGUGAGAGAAGAAUAUGCUCCUGCCCCAGCAGAUGCAAAUUGCCUGACCUGGGUGUACCAUUCGCACAUCGAUGCCCCUAAGGACAUCUGCUCGGGGCUAAUUGGCCCACUGCUGGUGUGCAAAGAGGGUAUCCUGCAUAAAUAUUCAGGGACAAGGACUGAUGUGAAUCAAGAGUUUGUUAUAAUGUUUACUGUUGUGGAUGAGAAUCAAAGCUGGUACCUUGAGGAAAAUAUCAGACAUUUCUGCACUGACCCUGAUUCAGUUGACAAAGAAGAUGCUGUUUUCCAGAAGAGUAACAAAAUGCAUGCGCUCAAUGGAUACCUCUUUGGAAACUUCCCCGAGCCUGAUAUGUGUGUUGGUGAAUUGGUGUCCUGGCACCUAUUUGGAAUGGGGAAUGAGAUAGACAUCCAUUCCAUCUAUUUUUAUGGUAACACCUUCAUCAGCAGAGGCCAUCGGACUGAUGUCAUCAACCUCUUCCCAGCCACCUUCCUGACAACAGAAAUGAUAGUUGAGAAUCCUGGGAAGUGGAUGAUAACCUGCCAAGUCAGUGAUCACUUUCAAGCUGGCAUGCUGGGGCAAUACAAUGUUGGUAACUGCAAAAGUGGUAUUUUUCACCCCAAGAUGAAGGGUCAACAGAGGCGCUAUUUUAUAGCAGCUGAAAAAAUUCUUUGGGAUUAUGGUCCUCAAGGCUAUAACAAAUUCAGUGGUCUUCCCCUAAAUGCCUCUGGCAGUGACUCUGAGCUCUACUUCACACAAGGGGACAACAGAAUAGGAGGAAAAUAUUGGAAGGCUCAGUAUAUAGAGUAUGUUGAUGCAACUUUUACUCGAAGAAAAAGACUCUCUGAGGCAGAAGCCCACCUUGGAAUUCUUGGUCCCAUCAUCAAGGCAGAGGUGGGUGAUACUCUGUUAGUGACCUUUGCUAACAAAGCCGACAAGAUCUACAGUAUUUUGCCCCAUGGUGUGAUCUAUGACAAGGCCUCUGAUGCAGCCCCAAAUGUAGAUGGAUUUCUGAAGCCAGGGGCACACGUUAAGCCAGGUGAAACUUUCACAUACAGGUGGACGGUGCCUGAAAGCAUAAGCCCAACUGCUGAUGAUCCCCCCUGUCUGACCUAUCUUUACUUCUCAGCUGUUGAGCCAAUCAACGACACCAGCUCUGGCCUUGUAGGGCCUUUGCUAGUCUGUAAGAAGGGCAUUCUCAAUACUGAUGGGACACAGAAAGGAAUAGACAAGGAAUUUUACCUAUUAUUCACAGUCUUUGAUGAGAAUCUGAGCAGGUAUCUUGAUGAAAAUACUCAGAAGUUUACCUGGCGUCCCUUCAGUGUUGACAAGGAGGACAAAGAGUUUGUGAAGUCCAACUGAAUGCAUGCUAUUAACGGCUAUAUGUAUGGCAACCAGCCAGGCCUAACCAUGUGCAAAAAGGAUAGAGUUUCCUGGCAUAUGAUUGGAAUGGGCACCGACACUGACAUGCAUGGAGUUUAUUUUCAAGGGAACACCAUCCACCUACGAGGGACUCACCGCGACUCCCUGGCCCUGUUUCCCCAUGUCUCCACAACAGCAUUCAUGCAGCCGGACCAUGCAGGCAUCUUCAGGGUGUUUUGCUCCACCCUGUACCACUUCCAGAGAGGCAUGAAUCAAAUAUAUGAGGUCAGCAGCUGCGGCAACAAGGACCCUUCUGAACAGCCGUACGGGAUGAUAAGAACCUUUUACAUCGCCGCUGAAGAGGUAGAAUGGGAUUAUGCCCCUAACAAAAACUGGGAGUUCGAAAAGCAGCACUCGGACGGAGGAUGGGAAAGACAUGGAGAUAUAUUUAUGAACCACACUGAAAACUGGAUUGGCUCUCAGUACAAGAAAGUGGUUUACAGGGAAUACACCAAUGGAGAAUUUGUGGAGAUCAAAGCCCAACCGCCACAAGAGGAACACUUGGCACUCCUGGGCCCAAUGAUUCAUGCUGAGGUGGGCGACUCCAUCCUGAUCAUAUUUAUGAACAAGGCCCGUCGGCCCUACUCCAUCUCAGCCCACGGAGUGGAGGACAUGGAGAGUGGGAAAGGACUCCCAGUGCCUGUCACAAAGCCAGGAGAAAUAAAAACUUACAGAUGGAAUGUCCCUAAAAGGUCCGGUCCAGGGCUGUCUGACCCAAAUUGUAUUCCAUGGGUUUACUAUUCAACAGUAAACUUUGUGAAGGAUACCUAUAGUGGUUUGAUGGGUCCUCUGAUUACAUGCAGGGAAGGAGUGUUGAAUGAAAAGGGAAGAAGAAGCGACGUUGACUCUGAAUUUGUUCUCUUGUUUUUGGUAUUUAAUGAGAAUGAAUCCUGGUAUCUGGAUGACAAUAUUAAGAAGUAUCUUAAUAAAGAUCCACGAGAUUUUAAACCCUCUGAUGAUUUUGAGGAGAGCAACAAAAUGCAUGCUAUUAAUGGAAAGAUUUUUGGGAAUCUCCAUGGCCUCAUCAUGAAUGAAAAUACAAUGACAAACUGGUAUCUAUUAGGAAUAGGAAGUGAAGUGGACAUACACACAAUUCAUUAUCAUGCUGAGAGCUUUCUUUUCAUGAUAGAUAAAUCUUACCGAGGAGAUGUAUAUAACCUCUUUCCCGGGACAUUCCAAACCAUUGAACUGUUUGUGGAUCACCCAGGGACAUGGUUAUUACAUUGUCAUGUAUCUGACCACAUCCAUGCUGGCAUGGAGACAACCUACACAGUCCUUCAAAACAUCGACAACAGGAUUCCUUACUCCACCAAGCCUCCUUCUGGAGGAGCGUCCCACCCAGCCACAGCGCCCUCUAAUGAAGAACCUGGCAAGGAGCAGCUCUACUUCUUCGGCAAGAAUCUGGGUCCCAGAGGAGCCAAAGCAGCCUUGGUCAUCCUUUUCAUCAUCGGACUCCUCCUUCUGGUUGUCACGGUGAUUCUCUCCCUCACACUGUGCUCUGCAAGGAAGCGGGUGGCAUAUCAGGAAGUCCAGUCCUGUGCGCUCCCCACGGAUGCUCUGUGACCUGCUCGUCUUCCUCAGCAGGGAAAAUGGACCGGGGUCUCGUUCACCAAGGAAGUCUGACACUGUUCCUGGAUCAGGCUCUGAUCCUCUGGAACACAUUCAAAGCAAUUUGCUUUUAUUUAUUUAUUUUAAAGGGGCUGUGGAUAAUCUUCAGGAUAAAACAGAGAAAAGGAAGGGUGGGCAUGACUGAGAAAACUGACCCAGUCUGUUCUCUGAAUGAAUUCGCUGAAGUGGGAAGACCCUCUGAAAGAUGUCUUUGUUUUCUUUCUUUCAUAAUUCUUGGAUUAGAUAGUGCUUCCUUAACAAACCGUCAAAUUCUCUAGAUGGACAAUUUCGGGAAAGAGUUACACUGCGUCAGACAUCUAACUUGAAUGGCGCUGAUUUUUCAACGUUGUUAUGAAACAUGCUUCCCUUAGUGGUUCCAGGAAAAAUAACUUUCUGAGGAGUUCAUGAAAAUGUCUAAAUCAGUAUCUGCUGAUAGAAUUUGACCAAAUGAAAUUUUUGGAGGCUUUAGCCAGCUCCCCUGGCCUUUUCCUCUUUCAUAUAAAUAGCUUGUGCACUGUUUGCUACAAAAGGCAGAGUUAUAUGCAUUUUUUAAAAUUCUGCCAUUUUUAUGCAAACCUGUAGAGAUACUUAAAUGUUUACGACUCACUUCAUGUUACACAUUUUUACAAGAUGUUUCUGUGGCAAUGCUUGUAUUUUCAAAAAUCGGCUGGAGAAUUUGUAUUUGUAUUUCAGAAUGUGGAGGGCUGGGAUCUGAAAUAGCAGGCUAGUUCUCCCACUGUGAGUCAAGACACUCCCUGAGAGUUUAGUGGGAGCUUCUAAGGGGAGGGAGGACUUUGCAGGAGGCAAGUCUGACCUUGAAUCUUGAGUCUGAUUUUUCAUUCAGUUAGGAGGAUCUUCCCCAGUCUCCAUCUUUUAUGGAAUAAAGACAGUCUCAUCAUGUAAAAAAACACCAGGAAGAAUUAGUCGAUGCAGCUGACUGGCUGGGAGGAGAAGGGAUCUCACAAAAUCCUUGAGUCCAUGCCUCUUAAAAACAUAGCCUCUGAUGGGAAGAGGAGAGAAAAGGCAAAAUUGUCCUGGUGGCAAUUUUUCAAACCAACAAGUCAGCUCUGAGAUAUGUAUUACAGUUUUCAAGUCUCAAAUACAAAAUAAAAUAUUGAACAACUAAACUCAACCCAUUACGAGGCAAUCCAUACUCUCUAUAUGCAUGCCUAAGCUUUAGGUGUAAGAUUGAUAAAAGCAACAUUUAUUACUAGACUGAGAAAUUGCCUUUAGCCCACGCUGCUGCCAGAUGAGUGAUACUAGUCCAUCUGCCUAAACAGUGGAUCAUUUGGCUGUCCAGGUGAACAAGUAGGACCUAAAAAAUACUCUGGUGGAGGGACUUUUCAUACCUUCUCAUCUUCAUCUUGGUGAGGGGAAACAGGUAUUUUGAUAGAGGCUAUAGUCUUACAUAAAACAGGAUGCGAAUGCUAAUAGUUCUGUUCAUAAUCUGCUUGAAUGUCAUAUCAAACAUGGUACCCAAGGAUUUUGAAUUCCAGCCUGCUAACCACUGGUAAUGAGAUUUUGUAGUACGUGCUCUACAGUUUUCAGACAUGUGUAGGCUGUAUAAUUUCAUAAUAAUAAUCAUGACAAAUGACAGACUUAUAACUCACCUAGACAACAAA